GUCCAGUCUUGUUGGAUCUGUAGUAGAAAUUGUUUAUUAGAAUAUAACCUUUUAUGCAAAAUAACUCGUUUGUAAUUAACUUUACCUAAAAGAUUUCAAGGAUAAAUGUAUCAAGAUUACAGCGACAAAAACGAGAGGGAACAAAAUAAAAGGGUAUAACGUGAUAGACAAAAGCGAAAAUUGCUAUAAAAAAACGAAGAAACAAAAUUAGUUUCUGAACAUUAGGUUUCAACGAUGACUGGGGACGGUACAAAUAGUACCGAACAAGUUAUCCUUGUAACAGGUGGCUAUGAUCAUACUAUUAAAAUAUGGCAACCUCAUACAGGGGUUUGUCAACGUACUGCAGAGCACACAGAUUCGCAAGUUAAUGCUUUAGAUAUUACUCCAGACAAAUACCGGAUAGCUGCUGCUGGAUAUCAACACAUAAGAAUGUAUGAUCUAGUUUCAAACAAUCCAAAUCCAAUUACCAAUUAUGAAGGAGUAUCAAAGAACAUUACAGGCUUGGGUUUUCAGGAAGAGGGUAAAUGGAUGUAUACUGGAGGUGAAGACUGUUCUGCCCGUAUUUGGGAUAUGAGGACGAAUAGUUUCCAAUGUCAAAGGAUAUUUCAAGUAUCAGCUCCUGUAAAUUGUGUAUGUUUACACCCUAAUCAAGCUGAACUUAUUGUGGGUGAUCAAAGCGGCGUAAUACACUUAUGGGAUCUACGGUCGGAUCAUAAUGAACAGCUGAUACCAGACGCUGAAGUAUCCGUGCAAGACAUUGCGAUCGAUCAAGAUGGUACAUAUAUGGCAGCAGUGAGUAACAAAGGCCAUUGUUACAUAUGGACCCUCACUGGUGGUGUCGGUGAGGAACCUACGCGUCUUAAUCCUCGUCGUAAGCUUUCAGCGCAUAAACGUUAUGCGCUUCGAUGCAAAUUUAGUCCUGACUCCACGCUCUUGGUAACCACGUCGGCUGAUCAGACCGCGCGAGUUUGGAAAACUACAGAUUUUUCUGAAAUACAGGUGCUUCAGCAUGAAGCGAAGCGAUGGGUCUGGGAUGCUGCAUUCAGUGCAGAUUCUCAAUAUAUAUUUACUGCCUCUUCCGAUGGCGUAGCAAGACUGUGGAAUGUAUCGACAGGAACUGUGGAACGAGAAUAUCAAGGUCAUCAAAAAGCAGUUACUGCUCUUGCAUUUCGCGAUGAAGUACUUUCCGUUUCCUAGACGAAUUGAUUAGCAAUUAGCAUAAUCUGAGUAAUUGCUGAUGGAGGAAGAAAUGGAUUAUGACCGGGCAAUUCAGUUCCAGAUGGUGGUUGAAGUCUACAUUUACAUCUCUAUAAAUUAAAAUGUACAGAAUGUAAGGUUAAAAAUAAACCACAGAACAAUAAUUAUAAUACAUAA
Messenger RNA from Osmia lignaria (orchard mason bee), 1374 nucleotides. RefSeq names its product MTOR associated protein, LST8 (gene Lst8). NCBI's taxonomy places the organism in Eukaryota, Metazoa, Arthropoda, Insecta, Hymenoptera, Megachilidae. Gene Ontology annotation, cellular component: TORC1 complex; TORC2 complex. The record is from RefSeq and is a predicted model, not a curated record. Gene Ontology annotation, molecular function: protein binding. Gene Ontology annotation, biological process: TOR signaling; regulation of actin cytoskeleton organization.